AUGCGCUAUAGUCAGAAGAUGAGUCUGCUGUACGGAAAGCUACCAACUACUUCAUCUGAGGCCAGCAUUAGGGGCAUUGUGGAAAUUUCAAAGCUUGUGGCAUAUACAAGGCGGCUGAGUAUUGGCAUGACAGCCAACAGUGUCUGGGACAUCAGUAGGCUGGCUAAGGAAGUGCCAGAACUGGAAAAGUGGUCUGCUGUAUGGAGUGCUACCAGCUACGUCAUCAGAGGACAGCACCAGGGCCAGUAUGGGAGGAAUAGAAGGUCCUGUGACUCCACGCCAGGGGCCCAGCAUCCAGGCAAUGGGACAGUGGCUGAGGAUGGCUGGGGCAUCGUAGUACUGGCCCAGGAUGUGACGGAGUCUUCUGUACUAGGCCAAGCAGGCGAGAUCGACUUGCCAGCGGCAGUGCCCGCCAGCAGCCAGCGGCGGUCCCCGCCAGCAGCCAGCAGCGGUCCCUGCCAGCAGCCAGCAGUGGUCCCCGCCAGCAGCCAGCAGCGGUCCCCGCCAGCAGCCAGCAGCGGUCCCCGCCAGCACCCAGCAGCGGUCCCCGCCAGCAGCCAGCGGCGGUCCCCGCCAGCAGCUAGCGGCGGUCCCCGCCAGCAGCCAGCAGCGGUCCCCGCCAGCAGCCAGCGGCAGUGCCCCCCAGCAGCCAGCAGCGGUCCCCGCCAGCAGCCAGCAGUGGUCCCCGCCAGCACCCAGCAGCGGUCCCCGCCAGCAGCCAGCGGCGGUCCCCGCCAGCAGCCAGCGGCGGUCCCCGCCAGCAGCCAGCGGCAGUGCCCGCCAGCAGCCAGCAGCGGUCCCCGCCAGCAGCCAGCAGUGGUCCCCGCCAGCAGCCAGCAGUGGUCCCCGCUAGCACCCAGCAGCGGUCCCCGCCAGCAGCCAGCAGCGGUCCCUGCCAGCAGCCAGCAGUGGUCCCCGCCAGCAGCCAGCGGCGGUCCCCGCCAGCAGCCAGCAGCGGUCCCUGCCAGCACCCAGCAGCGGUCCCCGCCAGCAGCCAGCGGCGGUCCCCGCCAGCAGCCAGCGGCGGUCCCCGCCAGCACCCAGCAGCGGUCCCCGCCAGCAGCCAGCGGCAGUGCCCGCCAGCAGCCACCAGCGGUCCCCGCCAGCAGCCAGCGGCAGUCCCCGCCAGCAGCCAGCGGCGGUCCCCGCCAGCAGCCAGCGGCAGUGCCCGCCAGCAGCCAGCAGCGGUCCCCGCCAGCAGCCAGCAGUGGUCCCCGCCAGCACCCAGCAGCGGUCCCCGCCAGCAAGAGCAACUCACCAGAGAUGCGCCGAGGUAAUCCUGCGCCCUGA
This is a messenger RNA of Schistocerca nitens (vagrant locust), 1290 nucleotides long. RefSeq lists its product as uncharacterized. The record is from RefSeq and is a predicted model, not a curated record. The transcript has 4 exons. Bases 1 to 1290 code for a protein of 429 amino acids. Lineage: Eukaryota; Metazoa; Arthropoda; Insecta; Orthoptera; Acrididae.